AUGUCUCCAGACUCGUUUGAUAAGGAUGCUCUAAAUCCCACUGCGGCAGACCUGGAGACUCUUCCCCGUGUCGCCGAUAAAAUCCCUUGGCGGGUCUACACGGUCGCCUUCGUGGAACUGUGCGAACGAUUUUCCUACUACGGCACGCAAAUUCUUUUCCAGAACUUCGUUCAGCGAAGACUGCUCACGCCGACCGGUCGAGCCCCGAAUCCGGGCGGGGAUACAGACAACAACCCCGGGGCACUAGGCCAGGGCCAGCAGAUGGCUACUGGCUUAGGUACUUUCUUUUCCUUUUGGUGUUACGUGACGCCGCUGCUGGGAGCGUGGCUGGCGGACACCUACCUUGGAAGAUAUAAGACGAUCAUGGUGUCGAUCGGCAUUGCCGUUGUCGGCCACGUCCUCCUAACCAUCAGCGCGCUGCCACCUGUCCUAGCACGCACUGAAACCGCUCUCAUUUCGUUCAUUAUAGCCCUUGUCGUCUUCGGUCUCGGGACAGGGGGCUUCAAACCGAACAUCUCCCCUCUGAUCGCCGAGCAAAUUGUGUCAGAGAACCUCCGUGUCUCGAUCGACCCGAAGACUGGAGAGCGUGUAAUUAUCGACCCAGCCCAGACGUCGGCGAGGAUCUACAACUGGUUCUACCUCUUUAUCAACAUUGGUGCCUUGAUCGGCCAGAUUUCCAUGUCUUACGCGGCGUUGUACGUCGGGUACUACCUCGCUUUCCUGCUGCCGACGCUCAUGUUCCUCCUCUGCCCCCUCAUCCUCAUCCUGAAUAAGAAGAGAUACCGCCUCACUCCUCCGCAAGGCUCGGUACUGGGUCCUACAGUCAAGACGCUCCUCUACGCCGUCCGGCCCCAUUGGUCGUGGAACCCUCUUCGCACGAUUCGCAAUGUCCGCCGGACUCCCACGUUCUGGACCGCCGUGCAACCAUCCCGCGUGCCUUCCCACAAGCGCCCAUCAUGGAUGACAUUCGACGACGCCUGGGUCUCGGAACUCCGCAGGGGCGUAAAAGCCUGUUCCGUCCUCCUCUGGUUCCCGCUGUACUGGCUCACUUACAACCAGAUGAACAACAACCUGACCUCCCAAGCGGACACGAUGAGGCACGCCGGGGUUCCGCCCGAGAUUGUCUCGAACCUCGAUCCUCUGACGUUGAUCAUCCUCAUCCCGAUCUGCGACCUGGUCAUCUACCCGAGCCUGCGCAAACGUGGCGUGAAGUUGACCCCGAUCAGGAAAAUCACCUUGGGAUUCUGGUUUGGCGGCGCGGCCAUGGUGUACGCGGCUCUCCUGCAGAGGUACAUUUACACGCACAACGAGUGUGGCUAUUAUCCUUCCGAGGGGCAAAGAGAAGACCCCAGUGAUGGAGGCAGUAACAGUGCGAGCGCCAAUCUCAGAGACUGUCCCCCAGCGUCCAUUUCAAUCGCUUGCCAAGCCCCGAUCUACCUCCUCGUCGCCAUCAGCGAGAUCCUCGCCUCCAUCACCUCGAUCGAGUACGCUUUCACAAAGGCCCCGCGCAACAUGCGCUCCAUGGUCCAAGCCUUUUCGCUCUGCAUGAGCGCCGUGGCCAACGUCAUCGGCGAGGCCUUCCUCUGGCUCGCCCGCGACCCGUACCUGGUCUGGAACUUUGGCGUCAUGGGCGCCGUUGCGUUCGUCGCGGGCAGCCUCUUCUGGUGGUUCAACAGGGACCUGGACGCCGAGGAGGACGCCAUGAACCAGUUGCCCCACGGGAGCAUGGGACGUGGCAGCAAUGGCGCACCAGGAGACCGUCAGCAUCAGCAUCAGCGAAUACCCCACCCCGAAAGCAGCGGCUCCAGUCGCGGCGUGGACGCAAGUUGGAGUGACCUGGGCCGAACGUCCAACGAGUCCCGUGAGAAUCUACUAGACGAUAAAAGGCUUCGUUGA
Messenger RNA from Fonsecaea pedrosoi CBS 271.37, 1896 nucleotides. RefSeq lists its product as uncharacterized. The transcript has 2 exons. Gene Ontology annotation, cellular component: membrane. Gene Ontology annotation, molecular function: dipeptide transmembrane transporter activity. Bases 1 to 1896 code for a protein of 631 amino acids. NCBI's taxonomy places the organism in Eukaryota, Fungi, Ascomycota, Eurotiomycetes, Chaetothyriales, Herpotrichiellaceae. The record is from RefSeq and is a predicted model, not a curated record. Gene Ontology annotation, biological process: transmembrane transport; oligopeptide transport.